Messenger RNA from Panicum hallii, 938 nucleotides. Its product is annotated as putative F-box protein At3g16210. The coding region runs from base 93 to 938 and encodes 281 amino acids. Lineage: Eukaryota; Viridiplantae; Streptophyta; Magnoliopsida; Poales; Poaceae. The record is from RefSeq and is a predicted model, not a curated record. Gene Ontology annotation, molecular function: protein binding. The transcript has 2 exons.
UUCGCCUCAUUUCUUCUCCUUCCGUCGCGUGCACCCCCAUUCCUUCACAUCUCCGGCCGGAUUCCCCCCUUUUGCAGCUCCUUUGCGGCGGCAUGGACUGCCCCAACCCCAAGAGGAGAGCCGCGGAGGAGGCGGCGGCGGCGGCCGGCCUCCCUGACGAAGCCCUCGUGGAGAUCCUCUCACGCCUCCCCGUCAAGCCGCUGUGCCGAUCCAAGUGCGUCGCCAAGGCCUGGCGCGACCUCAUCGCCGACCCCCUCCACCGCAGGAAGCUGCCCCGAACCCUAGUGGGGUUCUUCUAUGGCAGCGUCGGGCGCACGGCCUGCUGGCCGCGCCAGCGCCAGGAGUAUGUGAAUUUCAUCAACCUGAUGUGGACAUCCCCCGCGCCUUUCGUCGACCCGCCAUUCCCCUUCCUGGAGGACCUUCCCGGCAUCGAGAAUGUCCGUCUCCUGGGUUCCGGCAACGGGCUCCUCCUCUUCGAUUACGUCCCCACAUCGCUGGAUCUGGGCCUCGUCGUGUGCAACCCCGCCACGAAGCAAUGGGUGGCCGUGCCGGGCAAAUGUACUCCGGAAUACCCAGGCUACCCUGUGAAGCACACCAGUUUGAUCUUCGAUCCGGCCGCCUCCUCUGACUUCCAUGUGGUCCAGUUCUGGGAGAAGUCGUGCAAGACAUUGGUGCACGUCUACUCAUCGAAGACGGGGUGUGGCGUUGCAGCAGAUGUCACUGGGGUCGCCUUCACAGGCUCUGGCUACAAUGUGAUCGCCAUCCAUCCAGAUCACAAUUUGAUUUUUCUUUUUCAGAACUGGAACCAAAAGCUGAUAUCGUAUGACAUGGAUAGUAGGGAAGUGCGUGAUAUAUGUACUCUUGCACGUGGCUAUGGGGGCAUUACUCCUUAUGUUCCUUUCUUCUUGGAGUUGGCUGCCCUUGAAAAUAAGGACUAA